UCAAUUCGCAGACUUUAUUAAGCUGCUGCCACAGAACAGUACCGACUUCACAGAAAAUCCAUGUCAAAGCACAUAUCUCCAUUUACAAUUUAAUAUAUACAUAUAUAUAUUUAUUUAUUUAUAUAUAUUAUGUGGUAAAGAAAUGUUAUCGGUAAUAUAUGUGUUUCUGAGCGCAGUGUCAGUGUUUGCGAUGGACAUGAAUUGGGGAACGAGUACUCGCAGUGGUGUGAUGGAUUGCCAGAAUUCUUGUCAGAAUGAUAAUAAGAACGAGAGGAUAACAGAUCCCAGUUGUCGGUGUGAUGCCGAGUGCGCUCAUUAUGGCGACUGUUGUCACGACGCCGUCCGCUACAACAGCCAGGGGCCAGAGAGGUACAGGUGUGUGAGUGUGGGUUAUCGCAGCGUUUACAUGAAGGACACGUGCAUGUCAGGGUGGCAGGACGAGGAGGUAGCCCAGCUGUGCCUGGCUGGCUCCCCGGCAGAUAUCUCCAGCAGCAGGGACCCGCUGGCCCACCUCCCCGCCACCAGCAACACCACCUCCGUCACCUACACCAACUACUACUGCGCCAUCUGCAACAACGACUCCCAUCACCUCACACUCUGGAAGAUGCGGUUGCAGUGUCCCUCCUUGCACGUUGAUGACAAGGAAAACCCUUUAAUUCAUUUAAAAAUGAUUAACAAUUCGUGGGGAGUAUACUCUGAAGAUAAUAGUGUUUACCAUGAGUGUAACAUUGAAAGUGAGGCCCCGGCGGGUGUGAGGAACAGAGUGUGCAAGGCGGCGAUGGACGAGUGUAGUGUAGGCUGGGCUCAUCAACACACACGGCGCUUGUGUCACUCUUACACUGACCCGGUGAGCGACUAUAAGAUAACCUACAAAAAUUUCCACUGUGCAUUGUGUAACAACGUACAACCAAACCGUCUCAGAUGCUAUGCCUAUAGUACAAAAACUACCACUACUGCUCCUUUCACGACUCCCAAGGUCAAAUUCCCAAACCUAAGGACUGAAUGGAAAUUUAGAAGCUCACCUCCGACCCCGCCACAGUUUCAGCCUCCAAUAUUAUCAUUCACUGUACUCAUAGAUUUUACAGACAGCAGUGGAAGUAAUGAGGUUGGCUUUAUUUCAAACUGUGGACCAGAUGAAAUUUGGGAUAUAUUUUUUAGAAAAUGUCGAAACGUUGUGUGUGGACAUAAAGAGGAGAAACACGUAUCUGUUGACUGCAGCGACACCUCACAGCUAUCAUCUUACCAUCUCACUGAGAUGCCCACGACGAUAUCCAGUAACACUACUAUCAUUGAAAGCACAUACAAUAUAUCCUUCUUGCACUCGCAGCUUAAUGAAAGUAAAGUGAAGUGGACCAAUAUUGACCUGGUAGGGAAAUACAUUGCAAACGUGUCUUUAUCCACGAUUGAUAAAAACAAUACUUGCUUAAAAAUCACUCUCCUCCAGCAUGAAUAUACCAUAGGUGACAAUGGCAUUUUAAUUGUCGAGAAAUAUGGUCGGUUGUAUGACAGAGAGGAGUACGAGGUGGCUGAGGGCGGCGUCCUGGUGUGCUCGCCACAGACACCCACAGAAAAGUUCUCCCCGGUGAUGGGUUGGGUCUCACUGGCGGGUCUCGGGUUGUCCUGCCUUUGUCUCCUGCUCCAUCUGGCUGCCUUCUUCUUGGUGCCUCGUCUUAGGAACCUCCCGGGCAAGUCCUUGGCGUCCCUCUGCCUGUCUCUACUCACCGCCUACACCAUCUUCAUCUUCAGCACCUUCCUCAAGCCUAGAACGAUAGGAUGUUACAUUUCGGCAGUCUUCAUGUAUUACUCCUUCCUCGCCUCCUUCUGCUGGAUGAAUAUCAUGGCCUUUGACGUGUGGCUGACAUUUCAACAAGCUAAAGAUGAGCUGCGAGUGUCAUCUGGGAGACAGCGAAGCAAGUUCUUAUUCUACUGUGUGUACGGCUGGCUGCUUCCCGCCCUCGCUGUGGUCGUCACAGUAACCCUUGAUAAGACCGCCCCUGGAGGUCUUCCCUCAGAGUUCCAGCCCAACUUUGGUCAACGUUGGUGCUGGUUCGGGCAACGCAAGGCCUUAAUGGUAUUCUUUGCAGCUCCAUUAUUCGUAGUUAUGGCUCUCAAUGUUGUGUUUUUCCUUAUUACUUCAUACACCAUCGGUGCCAGCAGAGAGCCGACGCUACGGAAGAGUCCGUGUUCACAAAACAAGAAACAGUUUCUGCUGUAUGUGCGACUGGCCGUGUUGAUGGGCCUCUCCUGGAUCAGUGGCAUCGUGGCUGGCUACCUGCAGCUGGAGGCCGUCUGGUACGUCUUCGUGGUCCUCAACACUCUGCAGGGAGUCUUCAUCUUCUUGACCUUCACCUGCAGGAGCAAAGUGUGGCGGGCGGCUCAGAAGCUCUGGCAAAAUUGUCUCCUGGAAGCUAAAUUUUUUCCUAGUUCAAGCUUGCAGCAAAAAGAGAGAUCCAACAGCUCUCAGAUCUCAAUAAAGACGGAAUCGAGCAAUCUGUAAACGUAUUGGUGUGUCUUGUGGUUCAAUAAGAAUGCUGGCAGGCUGCACAUCUUUACGGAACUAGCAUAAUGAUUGGUCUGUUUGUAACAUCUGCUGAUGUAGACUUGACUAAAUGUAAACUCUGUCAGCAGAACGAUCCACAUAUUUUGCGUCAUUAUAUAAUUAAAUGUGAAGAAAUUACGGAAUUCAGAGAUAACACUAUCAAUGGAUUCCCAAAAAUGUGUAAAUACUUAAUUUAUAAUGAUGUACUGGCAGAAAUCUUAGAGAAGUUGACCACAUUUGCUUACUGUAGGUACAGCCGGCACAUGACUGUAAAGCUGCCGCCCAGUUGCGUGGGUGAAAAGUAAGACUAUUUACUUUUUGUAUUUAUUUAUUUAUAUAUAAAGAGUUCUUACAUUCGUGUACAGCCACAAGCACGCAUAGUUUUUCGGGCAAUCACACUAGUACCUGUGUGACUCAUCAUAGAUGUAAAUCUAUAAAGUACCUUGUAUAGAGACUGUGAGUCUUUUGCUGAAUCAUUUGUGAUAUAAAAAGAUUACUGAUAUGUAUCUGUAUACAUGGCUGUAUAUAUAUGUACAUAUGUAUGUAACAUUCACUAUUGUGUAACUAGCUUCAAGAGAU
Molecule: messenger RNA, 3118 nt
Organism: Procambarus clarkii (red swamp crayfish)
Lineage: Eukaryota; Metazoa; Arthropoda; Malacostraca; Decapoda; Cambaridae
Biological process (GO): cell surface receptor signaling pathway; G protein-coupled receptor signaling pathway
Cellular component (GO): membrane
Molecular function (GO): G protein-coupled receptor activity
Source: RefSeq, a predicted model, not a curated record